UUAAAAAAUACUGUCUAUAGUUCUUAGUGGGCCACGAGUUACCGAUGAUUUGAAAUACUUUGAAAAACAUUGUUAAUGAAUGUUUUAUUUUCUGGAGUUACAAUACAAUUGGUCCGUGAGUUUUUCCCGCCAUGCAGACUGGUAUGCAGGUUUUCCUGCAUCUAGUGAUAUUUCACUAUACUGAACACAAAUGUUUGAUAUACAACAAAGAAAACCACACAUUGCCUGACCUUAUGUUCAAAUAUCGCUCGUUCUGGGUGGAGUACCCGCAUUACAGGUCACAAAAGCCAGAAUUGUCCAUUUUAUUUCGAUUAUCAAUAGACGACUGCCGACAAAGGCUGACGCAAGAAAACCUCUUCCGGUCUCGGGAAGAGAUCUUCAACGUGUGGAAGGUUGACAUUUAUCGCAACGUUGAUUUCAACUGUAGCGGGGCUUGGAUUCACCAAGAUUAUAUGCUGACCUUAGAGAAAUGUUUAUCGAAUUUGGUCGGCGUUACAGUGGGCUCUUAUGAAGCAAAUAGAGCAGCGGUACCAAAGAAGCUCCAAGGUACGCCCCUUUUAUCCCGCACGCCACAAACCAGAGACCCAAGAAAAAUUAAUGUGGCGCUUGGGAACAUUUCAUACACACACCCGAGGUUCCGGUGGCUGUGUCUUCCGUUGAACGAAACUCUCAAAGACUGCUACUUGCUCAGUUCUGGGAGAACUGAGGUCAACACUAAAUUCCUGAAAGUUGAAGCGGUGGACCAGAACUUUUGCACUUUCUGGGCCAGACUUAGAGGACAGUCUAUUGACGCGAGGAGUUUUUGUUUUCGAUGGAAUGGCGUUGACCGUCUCAUUGAUUUUAACAGCUUGACGGGGAGCCCCGUAAUUUGCAGCUUGGAAGGACCUAGAUGGCCCCAGGUAGUGGGGCUACUUGAAAGCCCAUUUGCUACAAAGAAUAGUGAACUUCUAUUUUUAGCCACUAGGGUAGCAACAUUCGCUGAAUGGCUUAUAGACAUAUUAUAUUCAACAAAUUACGUUUCAAUCUUGGACACCAACUAAACAAUAAUUGUGUUAUUAAGAACAUAUAAGCUGCAAAAUGUAUUAAAAACAUUAAUUGUGUUAUUAAGAACAUACCGGUAUAAGCUGUAAAAUGUAAUAAAACAAUAUUUGUGCUAAUAAGAACAUAUAAGCUGUAAAAUGUAAUAAAAACAAUAAUUGUGCUAAUAUGAACAUAUACGCUGCAAAAUGUAUUUAAAAAACAGACAUAAUAGUUAUCUGUGUGAAAAAGUAUAUGUAGAUUCUCGUGUGAUGUUUGAAUCAACCAGGACAAAACCAUGGCUCAGUAAGUGUUUAGUCUCCAAUUAACAUGCACGACUAAGUGAAUAACGGACACGCUUAUAACGUUCAAACAUUUUGUAAGGAAAGUCUAAAAUGGAUUCGCAAAGAAACGAUCAAAGAAUAAAGUCAGUUGAUCGGCAGAUCAUGGGCGUAGCCAGGAUUU
Messenger RNA from Biomphalaria glabrata, 1482 nucleotides. RefSeq lists its product as uncharacterized. The transcript has 2 exons. Gene Ontology annotation, molecular function: serine-type endopeptidase activity. NCBI's taxonomy places the organism in Eukaryota, Metazoa, Mollusca, Gastropoda, Planorbidae. Bases 132 to 1040 code for a protein of 302 amino acids. The record is from RefSeq and is a predicted model, not a curated record. Gene Ontology annotation, biological process: proteolysis.